AUGCCGCCAACGAUCUCCGUGUCCUCGACGACCACAAUGGAGAAACCCGACCAGAUCCCCAGCGUCAAGCCCACAGCCGAUGCCAUAGAGCCCCACACCGUCGUGGACGCCGACCUCGAGCGCGCAUCCCUCACCCAGGACGACAGAGAUGCCUCCCCCAUCACACCACCAUCCGCCCCCGGCACCGCAGCGUCCGACUUCCCUGACGGCGGGCGCGAGGCCUGGCUCGUCGUGCUGGGCUGCUGGUUCGCCCUGUUCUGCACCUUUGGCCUGAUCAACUGCGUCGGCGUCUUCCAGCAGUACUACGUGCAUGGUCCACUCGCGCAAUAUUCACCCUCGGCCGUGUCGUGGAUCAUGUCCACGCAGGUCUUCAUCAUGACGUUUUGCGGCGCCGUCUUUGGCCGGCUCUACGACUCGCAUGGACCCCGGUAUCUUCUCUGGGGCGGCACGCUCACCUACGUCUUCGGCCUCAUGAUGGUCUCCCUGUCGAGCGAAUACUACCAGUUCUUCCUGGCGCAGAGCAUUGUCGGCAGCAUGGGCUCUAGCGCCGUCUUCAACGCUUGUCUAUCGAGCACGACGACGUGGUUCUUCAAGAGGCGCGCCCUGGCCUUGGGCAUCGUCGUGUCAGGCUCGUCAGUCGGUGGUGUCGCCCUGCCCAUCAUGAUGCGACGGCUCAUUGACGAGAUUGGUUUCCCGUGGAUGAUGCGGACCAUGGCGUUUAUCUUUCUCACCCUCCUGCUCGUCGUCUGCGUGACGGUCAAGUCGCGUCUGCCGCCGCGUCCCAAGCCGUUCGUCCUCGCCGAGUAUCUCGAGGGUUUUCGACAGCCGACCAUGGUCCUGCUCGUCGCGGGCUUAUUCGCGCUAAACCUCGGCCUCUUCUUGCCCUUCACCUACGUGCUGCUGCAGGCCGAGGCGGCGGGCACCCCAGAGCGCAUCAUCCCCUAUCUCCUGUCGAUGCUCAACGCGGCCAGCAUCUUUGGGCGUAUCCUGCCCGGUCUGGUGGCCGACAUGUACGGGCGCUUCAACAUGACGCUGAUCAUCAGCCUUGUCAGCGCGGUCCUCUGCUUCGCCGUCUGGAUCCCCGCCGAUACCACGGCCGGUCUCAUUGCGUUUGUCGUCCUCUUUGGCUUCACCUCGGGCGGGUUCGUGUCGCUGGGCCCCUCGCUGGUCGCCCAGAUCUCGGAUAUCAGGGUCAUUGGCACGCGCGUGGGCGCCGCGCUGGCCGUGCAGAGCUUUGGCGGGCUGAUUGGGAGUCCCGUUGGCGGCGCCAUUGUUUUGGCGCAAAAGGGACAGUAUCUCGGUCUGCAGCUGUUCUGCGGCUGCGCGCUGCUGGCUGGGGCCUUGCUCAUCCUGGGGGCGCGAUAUACGCUGGCGGGGAUGAAGUUGAAAAAGGUGUAG
Messenger RNA from Emericellopsis cladophorae, 1398 nucleotides. RefSeq lists its product as uncharacterized. The record is from RefSeq and is a predicted model, not a curated record. Gene Ontology annotation, cellular component: fungal-type vacuole membrane. Gene Ontology annotation, biological process: transmembrane transport. Lineage: Eukaryota; Fungi; Ascomycota; Sordariomycetes; Hypocreales; Bionectriaceae. Bases 1 to 1398 code for a protein of 465 amino acids. Gene Ontology annotation, molecular function: transmembrane transporter activity. The transcript has a single exon.